AACUCCCGGCGACCCCAAGUGCGGGGAGGACGGUUGGCACUGUCGCUUUUGAAAAAGCAGCCGUCGUCCGAUUACUACGGCUACAAUAACAAAUGACCGGCAAAAAUGUAAAGAGCCGCAACGCGGCCAACGCCGAGAGGGGAUCCGAGUCGGUGAGCGAGCGGGUCCUCAGGGAGUGCCACUCGCUGUACGGAGAGCCCGGCACCGGUUUGAUAGACAUCGCCUCGAAGCUGAACCUCCAUUUGCUGCCCCCUCGGAAGAAGAUCAACGUUAUGUUAAUGGGCAAUCACUCUGCUGGCAAGAGCUCUUUUAUUAACUGGUACGUGGAGGAACAUAUCCAGCGAACAGGAGUAGCCAUCGAGACCCAGGGCUUUACGUUUGUGACCAGCGGGCGCAAGAGGGAAUCACUGACAGGGAAUGCGACACUCCAUCUGUACCCACACUUCAAACCACUCCAGCAGAUCGAAGGGGUAUCGGAGUACCUUACCACAGAGAUCUCCACAUCCAAACAGAAGAAGUUCAGCCUGCUGACCUUUGUAGACACUCCGGGAUUGGUCGAUGGCGAUAUGAAGUAUCCCUUCGAUGUGGACAAGGCCAUUCUCUGGCUCGGUGAGUUGUGUGAGCUGGUGUUUGUGUUCUUUGACCCGAUGGGCCAGGCCCUGUGCACGACGCUGAACAUUGUCGAGAAGCUGAAUGAGGCACAUGGGGAGAAGAUUCGCUUUUACCUCAGCAAGGCCGAUGAGGCAGGCUCGGAGUGUGACCGACAGGUGGCCACAUCGAUCCCCUUAUCUGCUCCAUCUCUCAGUUCGACCCCCAAACACAAAGGCUACAGGCUCUUUAAAACCUGCAGCGAGCUGCCCCAGCGGAGAAAUGCAGCCCGCCUGCGACUAUUCCACCAUGAGGUGCCUCGCCCAAUGCCUCCUGCUCCUCUGCUGCCCAAGGAAGAUGGCGGCCCCAUCCCUCCCCCUCCAAAAAUUCGGCUCGGGGGAGCGCCACUCACAAAGAUGGCCACGACCGCUCCUCACUUCAUCAGUAUGUAUACGGAGAGUGCCCCCGACAAAGAUGACCACCACGGCUUUCGGCAGACGGAGCAUGCCCCUCACAAAGAUGGCCGCCACAGGCACACCCGGCUAUGA
Stegostoma tigrinum is the source of this 1136-nucleotide messenger RNA. RefSeq lists its product as uncharacterized. Lineage: Eukaryota; Metazoa; Chordata; Chondrichthyes; Orectolobiformes; Stegostomatidae. Gene Ontology annotation, molecular function: GTPase activity. The record is from RefSeq and is a predicted model, not a curated record.